AGCCAGGAGGCUUCAGAGCUUCGUCCAGAACAGUCAGGAAAAGGGCAUGGGAAGGAGAUUGUGGGACUGCGCUGCCAGGUUUUCUGGGCCGAUGACAAAACAUGGUACAAGGGUGAUAUCACCCAACAUGAUGCCACCAAGGGGAAGCACCUCGUUGAGUAUGAGGAUGGUGAGACAGAGUGGCUUGACCUCAGCCAAGAAAAGUUUGAGCUGCUGCAGAAAUCAGGUAGGCCCCUGAAGCGCCUGGUGAAACGCAAAGUUAUACUGUCAUCAGACGAUGAAGACGAGGCUGCUGCUGCGCCGAUGGAUAUGAGCGGGGACGAGUCAGGCAGCGAGUUUGUGGCCGACAAGGCCUCCAGCGAAAGCGACAGUGAUGACAGCGCUGAUGAUGCCGCCAGUGAGGAGGAUGAAGCGCCAAAGAGGAGGACACCCGCGAAGAAGGCUGCAUCCAAGUCAGCAGCGAAGCCAGACACAGCGCAGAAGCAGGUCUUCAAGACCCCUGCAACCGCGCCGCGCAUCGCCCCUACAUUCGCUCAAGGCAGUGCACAGCAUAAGGGGUCUGGCACAGCCAUGCGCGCAGCUCUCAACACCCCUGCCACCGCCGCAAAGGGAGGCGCAGAUGAUGUGGAACCAGCGUCAGACAUGGCGAGGUACGCCAAGAGGGCGGAGGACCGCUUUCCCUUUCUGUCACCACAGGAGAUCAGGGAUGCCACCAGGAAGCGCCCAGGGCAGCCUGGUUAUAAUCCUCGCACGCUCUACAUCCCCCAUGACUGGUUUAAGAAGGCCAAGGUGUCGGAAGGGCAGCGGCAGUGGUGGGAAUUCAAGGCCCAGCACUUCGAUUCGGUGAUGCUGUUCAAGAUGGGCAAGUUCUAUGAGAUGUUUGAGAUGGACGCGCACGUGGGCGCUGAAGUGCUGGGCCUCACGUACAUGAAGGGCGAGCAGCCGCACUGCGGGUUCCCAGAGGUGAACUACCUGAUGCAUGCGGAGCGGCUGGUCAGGGCGGGGCUGCGAGUGGUAGUUGUUGAGCAGACAGAGACGCCUGAUAUGCUGCGUAUCCGGAAUGAUAACCGCCCCGCCGGCCAGGCCAAGUGCAACGUGGUGAGGCGGGAGGUGGUGGCGAUUCUGACAACCGGCACGCUGGCGGACCCGGACAUGCUGCGAACGCAACCGGAGGCGGCCUACGUGCUCAGCCUGUGGGAGCGGCCGGCGCCGCCCGUGGCCCCCGGGGGCCCCCAGCGCACACUCCUGGGCGCCUGCUACGCCGACUGCGCCUCCAACACCCUCACCCUUGGCCAGUGGCAUGACGACCUCACGCGGUCGCAGCUGCGGGCGCAGCUGGCGGAGAUGCGGCCAUCGGAGCUGGUUCUGCCGGCAGGGGGAUUAAGCGAGGCGACGCAGAGGGUCCUCAAAGCGGCGCUGCGGGGCCCGCGCACGAACCGCCUGGCCGCCCCCGCGUCGGCCGCUGAUGUCAUCCAUGAGCUGGACACGCGCGACUACUUCUCCUGCGCCGCCGGCAUGGAAGCGGGCUCCCGCGAUGCCUGGCCCUCACUGCUCAAGGAGCCAGCAGAAGCUGAAGCGGCGCUGCUGGCGCUGGGAUUGGCGCGGCGGCACCUGCAGGAGGUGCUGCUGGACGGCCGCGUGCUGCCUCUGGGCGCGUUCCGGCCGCUGCCCGGCUGCGCGCGCGUGGCCGGCGCCGACGCGGCCCCCGACGCGCCGCGCUUCGUCGCCCUCGACGGCUCCGCUUUUGACAACCUGGAGGUGCUGGAGAACACGGAGGGUGGAUCAGCGGGCAGCUUGGUGGCGUGCCUGGACAUGUGCACGACGGUGAUGGGCAAGCGCCAGCUGCGCGCGUGGCUGUGCCGGCCCAUGGCGCGCAUCGCUGACAUCACCGCGCGCCAAGACGCCGGGCUAGUCCCUGUAAUUGUCUUACUUGCGCCCGCAUCACCCGCCAGGGCCCGUGAACUCUUUAGGCUGGGGGAUUUAGAGCGGGCGUUGGCGCGUCUGCAGGCGAGCACGCUGGCGGAGGGCGAGGGCACAAACGCGGCCAUCUACUACGAGGACACCGCCAAGCGCAAGGUCCUCUCGCUCAUCACCGCACUGCGUGGCCUGCAGAGCGUCCAGCAGAUGGGCAGCGAGCUGGGCAGCGAGGAGCUGCGGCGGCUGACGAUGGGGCCGGCAGCGGCCGGCAUGGCCCGGCCGCUCAAGGAGCUGCAGGCCUUCACCGACUGGGAGCAGGCCGCCGAGCUGGGCCGUGUCAUCCCCCACCCCGGCGCAGAGGCUGCAUUCGACAACGCCGACGCUCGGGUUGCAGCAGUGGAGGCAGAAUUUGAGCAGCAUCUCAAGGAGGUGAAGAAGAAGCUUGGCUGUUCCAGCAUCAGCUACGUCUCUGUCAACAAGGACAGCCAUCUCCUGGACAUUCCAGACUCUGCGGCGGGGAGCGUUCCCUCUUCCUACGAGCUGGUGGGCCAGAAGAAGGGGUGGAAGCGGUACCGCAGCCCGCGCUCGGCCGAUCUGGUGCGGGACCACACAGCCGCGCAGGAGGAACGCGAAGCAGCCCUCUCCACCAUCCUCCAAGGCGUGGUGCGGCGGUUUGCGAGGGAGCAUGCAGUGUGGGAGGCGGCCGUGGAGGCGAUGGCUGAGCUGGACGCGCUGAUGAGCCUGGCGGCUGUGGCCGACGUCGGCAGCGCCCAGGGGCCCAUGUGCCGGCCCAGGCUCGUCCCUGCAGACCGUGACCGCCAGAUUUUCACCGCGAAGGGCUUGCGGCACCCCUCGGCGGGCCUGCACAUGAGCGCGGGCGCCACAUUCAUCCCCAAUGAUGUGGAGCUGGGCGGCGACAAGGCCCCCUUCAUUAUCCUCACCGGUCCCAACAUGGGGGGGAAGAGCACGCUGCUGCGGCAGGUGUGCCUGGCGGCGCUGAUGGCGCAGGUGGGCGCCUGGGUGCCGGCUGUAAGCCUAGAGCUGACGCCCGUCGACGCCAUCUUUGUUCGCAUGGGCGCCCGGGACGCCAUCAUGACCGGCCAGAGCACGUUUCUGGUGGAGCUCAUAGAGACGGCGGCGGCCCUGAACAGAGCCACGAGCGCCAGCCUGGUCGCUCUUGAUGAAUUGGGCCGAGGCACCGCCACCACUGACGGUGCCGCCAUCGCAGCCGCGGUCAUCCACGCCUUCACGCAGCGGAUCAAGUGCCGGGGCCUGUUCGCGACGCACUACCACAAGUUGGCGGACGCGCAUGCGGACGACCCCACCACCUCCAUCCGCCACAUGGCAUGCCACGUGGACCGCGAUGCCGCCGGCCGCGAACAGGUGACAUUCCUGUACCAGCUGCAGGACGGCGCGUGUCCAAAGUCUUACGGGACGGCAUGCGCGCGGCUGGCCGGCAUGCCGGACGCCAUCCUAGAUCGUGCCGAGGCCCUGGCUGCCCAGCUGGAGGCUUCAGGCAGCCCAACAGCUGCGCAAGCACUCGGGCAGCCGACUGCACAUGCACGGAGUGGAACCCUGGACAUUAAGGAGAUGGGAACAUGGCUGAGGGGGUUUCAUAGGAGCCUGGAGGCUGCCAGUGGGAGAGGAGAUGCUCUGGUGAGCCUGCAGCAGGAGGCCAGGAAGCUUGGGGCAUCCUGA
Molecule: messenger RNA, 3615 nt
Organism: Coccomyxa subellipsoidea C-169
Lineage: Eukaryota; Viridiplantae; Chlorophyta; Trebouxiophyceae; Coccomyxaceae
Exons: 21
Biological process (GO): mismatch repair
Cellular component (GO): nucleus
Molecular function (GO): ATP binding; ATP-dependent DNA damage sensor activity; mismatched DNA binding
Source: RefSeq, a predicted model, not a curated record